This is a messenger RNA of Macadamia integrifolia, 2005 nucleotides long. Its product is annotated as sucrose transport protein SUC4-like. NCBI's taxonomy places the organism in Eukaryota, Viridiplantae, Streptophyta, Magnoliopsida, Proteales, Proteaceae. The coding region runs from base 320 to 1870 and encodes 516 amino acids. The record is from RefSeq and is a predicted model, not a curated record. Gene Ontology annotation, biological process: sucrose transport. Gene Ontology annotation, cellular component: vacuole; plasma membrane. Gene Ontology annotation, molecular function: sucrose:proton symporter activity. The transcript is spliced from 5 exons.
UAACCUUGCCUUUAUGCGUUCACCUUUGAUUAUUAUAGAGGAAAUGGAACCGAAAGGUAACUCAAGAGUCAGGAGUUUCAGGACUGACAACCGCCGAACUAGAAGAACCCAACUGUCAAAUGGAUAGAAUCAAACAAGCAAAGCUUCGCCUACAAUCUCCUUUUGAUGACACCAAUUUUGCCCUUACUCGCAGCCCAUAUUAUCUAACGUCGUUCCAUUGAUCCAUUCCCUUUCCCGAUGCUACUUUCCCCACCACCCCUUUGCUACUGGACGAUCUCUGUCAUUUCAGGUUAAACUCUCAAAGCUUAGAAACAGAGAAAUGACAAGGCCUGAAAUCGAAGUGGAGGCAGAGGCCGAGGUCCAGGCCAAGCGAGCCAGGGUUCGACCCCCAACUCGAGCUCGAGCUCCAGCUCCAGCUCCAGCUCGAAGCAAGGUGCCGUUAAAGAGGUUAUUCCGGGUGGCCUCGGUGGCUGGCGGGAUUCAGUUCGGGUGGGCACUACAGCUCUCUCUCCUUACUCCAUACGUGCAGGAGCUUGGGAUCCCUCACGCGUGGGCUAGUCUCGUAUGGCUAUGUGGGCCGCUGUCCGGUUUACUGGUCCAGCCACUGGUCGGGCACAUGAGCGACCGCUGCACCAGCCGUUUCGGAAGACGGCGGCCUUUCAUCCUUGUCGGAGCCACCUCGAUUGUUGUCGCUGUUCUAAUUAUAGGGCAUGCCACCGACAUCGGUCGAAUACUCGGCGACACGGCGGAGUCCAAGCCGAGGGCUAUCGUGGCUUUUGUUUUGGGGUUUUGGUUGCUUGACGUCGCUAAUAAUAUGACUCAGGGACCUUGCAGAGCUCUCCUGGCCGAUCUCACUGGGAAGGAUCAGAGGAGGACUCGCAUAGCAAAUGCAUAUUUCUCUCUGUUCAUGGCUGUUGGCAACAUCCUUGGCUUUGCUACUGGAUCCUACGGUGGCUGGUUCAGCGUUUUUCCCUUCACAGUCACUUCUUCGUGCAGUGUUAACUGUGCCAAUCUUAAAUCUGCUUUUUUUAUUGCGAUUGCUUUUAUUGCCUUCACUACAUAUGUGAGCAUCUCAGCAGCCCAGGAACUGCCUCUAAGUUCUAGCAAUAGGUUUGCACACUCUGCUGAUGAAAGGCCAAAUGAGUCCCACCAUGACCAAGAAGCUUUUCUUUGGGAAAUGUUUGGUACUUUUAGGUACCUUACAGGACCAAUUUGGAUAAUUCUGAUCGUUACUGCUCUCACAUGGAUUGGAUGGUUUCCAUUUCUUCUCUUUGAUACUGACUGGAUGGGCAGAGAGAUAUACAGAGGGAAGCCAGGUGAAGGGAAUAAUUAUCAUAUUGGAGUAACAAUGGGUUCGUUUGGCCUUAUGUUGAAUUCUGUUGUUCUGGGAUUGACUUCUGUUGUCAUGGAGAAACUCUGCAAGAAGUGGGGUGCUGGCCUUGUCUGGGGGAUUUCAAACAUUCUCAUGUCCUUGUGCUUUGUAACAAUGCUCAUUAUUUCUCUUUUGGCGGCCAAUAUGGAGUUCACCAGAGAUGAUUUUCCACCUGAUGGCAUUAUAAUUGCUGCACUUGUUGUUUUUACAGUUCUUGGUGCUCCAUUAGCAGUUACAUACAGUGUUCCUUAUGCUAUGAUUGCCACACGUAUAGAGUCUUUGGGACUUGGCCAAGGCUUAUCAAUGGGUGUUCUGAAUUUAGCCAUUGUGAUCCCACAGGUAGUAGUAUCCCUGGGAAGUGGGCCAUUAGAUCAGCUAUUUGGUGGUGGGAACUCACCAUCCUUUGCUGUGGCAGCGGUUGCAGCUUUUUCCAGUGGACUUAUAGCCAUAUUGGCUCUUCCUCGAUCUCGUGGUCAAAAGCCUAGGCCCAUGGUAUAAGGUAUUGUUUAGUAUUCUUUACUUCGAAAUUUCUAUUCUAAUCAACAUGAUUAGCAGAACAGUACCGAUACUGGAAAAAUUUGUAAAAUAGUUAUUAUUUCAUAUACUGAUGAAUAAAGUAAUUCAUUAUCUGGA